Messenger RNA from Xiphophorus maculatus (southern platyfish), 7513 nucleotides. RefSeq names its product adenylate cyclase 8 (gene adcy8). The coding region runs from base 1912 to 5622 and encodes 1236 amino acids. Gene Ontology annotation, cellular component: plasma membrane. The record is from RefSeq and is a predicted model, not a curated record. The transcript has 18 exons. Gene Ontology annotation, biological process: cAMP biosynthetic process; intracellular signal transduction; adenylate cyclase-activating G protein-coupled receptor signaling pathway. Gene Ontology annotation, molecular function: adenylate cyclase activity. NCBI's taxonomy places the organism in Eukaryota, Metazoa, Chordata, Actinopteri, Cyprinodontiformes, Poeciliidae.
UAAAUCAUAAAUUCAAUUUUAUUAAACACAUUUUAGAUUCAGUUUCACCCUUCACACCCAGACCUGCGUUUCCUCAUUCCAAAUCAGGAGAUCCCUGCUGGCAGCGUGAAGUAGGCCAAACUUCAGAUGUCUGCUCCUUCAGAUACCCAGAAACUAAAUCCACUGCCACCAGUUACCUAACGGUCAAAACAGAGCCAACCUCAGUGUCAUUUGGUCAUUUUAAUAUUGACUCCAUGGGAAGAAGAAAGACUUUGUUUAAAGAAAAACCAGUAGGAGUUCAGAGGCGACACAGCAGCAGGAGAAAGUUCCUCUGAUCGGUCAAAACGUUUUGACCUUCAUACCAAACUCACCUGGUUCCUCCAUCCUCUCUGGAAAACAUGAAGGCCGAAUAAAAGCUGCCGUCUGACAUACCUGAGUCUACAGAGGGUGGAGGUUGGGAUGAGCUUUAAGGGGUACACAAAAAGAUUCUGGCCGCUGACUGGUCCGGCCUGAAACCGACCGAACCUCCCGAUGGGCUGGCCAACCCACCCUGUUCCUGGACCGACUUUUUAAAUGUCCAUUUAGGAUGUUUAGAAAGUUUUUAUCUGCAUCAGCUCCAUUUGUACCAUUAUUGAUCUACAGUCAUAUUAUUCCAAAUGUAUUCGUGUUAGAACGGCUUAGUCAAAGUCCAGAGCCUAAAUCUGUCUGUUAUGUUUAAACUGUAACAUCGCGUUGGGAAAACAGAAGAUCCCCCGUUAGUGGUCAUAAUGUUAUGCCAGGUUGCCGUAAGUAGAGUCAAGUUUCCAGCAUUUCAGCUAAAAUCCCGAGGAAAUCCGUGGGAACGGAUCCAGAAUGUAGGCUGGCUGCCUGAUCCAAAAGUGACCCAGAUACGGAAGGAGGCGCGAAGCGGCGGAGAGGAGGAAGGAGGCGCGCGGAGCGGAGAGAAGAGGAGAGUUAGCAGACAAAAGGAUGAGCUGAGGCGCGUGGGAUGACACCGUGGGUUAGCGGGAGGAGAGAGGGAGCGCAGACACACGGAGGGUGACGUCAAACCCGAGCGGAGCGGAGCGGAGCUGACCAGCCGCCGCUCUCUGCGCCUCUGCACGCGGCCGCCGCGGCUCUGAAACAGCGCGGAGGAGGAACCGCGGAGGUCUGACAGGGGGAGACCGGAGGAAGAGGAGGAGGAGGAAGAUCAGCCUCGGCUCGCGCUGCACGGGGACGCGUUAUUUAUUUACUGGGUUGGAGCGUGGCGGUUCGCCUCGCGCUGCCAGACAGGUGUUACCAGCGCGCGGGAUGGAGCUUUGAUCCACGCAGGAUCCUGAAGGUGGAGGCUCGCGCGCAGCAACAAGUUUGAGGUUCUGAAUUUCCUCUGGAUCCAUAAAUCGGAUUUUGUGGAGUUCUUGUUCUGCUUUUCUUUUUUCCUUUUUUUCCUCCAUGCCUGGUGAUUCUUUUGGGAAUCUUUAAAGGAAAACUGGGAAUUCCUGCAGCGUGUUGAUCCCGUUCUGGUUCCAGUUCGGUUGGACCCGGAUCCUCCGACCCGCUUCCAAACAGAGUCUCUUUCUGUUCCACGGUCCCGGCUCUGCGUGGCGCCGCGACCCCCUGAUGGUGCCCGCGGUCCGGUCACAGUGGCUCGAGCUGCGGUCGCUGCUCGGACGCGCCACGCGGUGAUUUUCCCACGCGGGGAUCAUGAUGGCUGGUCCGGUAGAGGCGGGAUCGGUUCGAAAGGCUCUGUAAGGGAUCCGCUGUCUUGACAAUGACCUCCAGCCGCGCUUUGCCCCGCGCCGUUCCCACCCCAACCCGAAAGAAAAGCACGCGCCCUCGGUUCGAUGCGCACGAGAAGACGUCGUGUCCCCAGAACCGCUGAUCCGACUGAGAGUCCGGAGGAGCAGGAGGAGAGGAGACACUGAGACAGACGAUCGGAGCUGGGCGGCGGCGAUGGAGCUGUCGGAGGUGCGCUGCUCCAGCGCGAGCGAGGAGCUGUACACCAUCAACAAGACGCCGAGCAGCAGCGGCAACAGCAGCGGCGGCGGCGGCAGCGCGCGGCCCAAGCGGCUGCUGUGGCAGAACGCGGUGCGGCACAUCACCGAGCAGCGCUUCAUCCACGAGCAGGGCGGCGGCGGCGGCGGCGGGGGGGCGAAAGACGACCCCUUCGACCCGAUCCAGGGCGCGCGGAAGCAGUCCGCGGGCCGGACCUCGGUGGGGGACCGGCACAACAACGGCGGGACCAAAGUGUUCCCCGAGCGCGCGAGCAGCGACCUGGGCUUCCUGCAGAUCGACUGCGCGCCCAGCAACUCGGACUUCUUCCUGAACUGGGGCUACACGUACCGGGGCGUGAUUUUCCCCACGCUGCGGAACGCCUUCAAGUCGCGCGACCUGGAGCGGCUCUACCAGCGCUACUUCCUGGGCCAGCGGCGGAAGUCCGUGGUGGUGAUGAACAUCCUGGACGUGGUGACCAAGCUCACCCUGCUGGUGCUGCACCUCACCCUGGCCUCCACCCCCAUGGACCCCAUCAAGGGCACGCUGCUGGGCUUCUUCACCGGCAUAGAGGUGGUCAUUUGUGCCUUAGUGGUGGUGCGGAAGGACACCACCUCGCACAGCUACCUGCAGUACAGCGGCGUGGUCACCUGGGUGGCCAUGGCCACGCAGAUCCUGGCGGCCGGCCUGGGCUACGGGCUGCUGGGGGACGGCGUGGGCUACGUCCUGUUCACGCUGUUCGCCACCUACAGUAUGCUGCCGCUGCCGCUCACCUGGGCCAUCCUGGCCGGCCUCUUCACCUCCGGGCUGCACAUCCUGGUCCAGCUGCUCAUCUCGGAGAGCGCGCGCUUCUUCACCAACCAGGUGGCGGCGCAGGCCGUGCUCUUCAUGUGCAUGAACACCGCUGGGAUCUUCAUCAGCUACCUGUCCGACCGGGCCCAGCGCCAGGCCUUCCUCGAGACGCGGCGCUGCAUCGAAGCUCGUCUCAGACUCGAGACUGAGAACCAGAGACAGGAACGUCUGGUGUUGUCUGUGCUGCCACGUUUUGUAGUUUUGGAAAUGAUCAACGACAUGACAAAUGUAGAGGACGAACACCUGCAGCAUCAGUUCCACAGGAUUUACAUCCACCGCUACGAGAAUGUCAGCAUUCUUUUCGCAGACGUUAAAGGAUUCACGAACCUCUCCACCACGCUGUCCGCCCAGGAGCUGGUACGAAUGUUGAAUGAACUCUUUGCACGUUUCGACCGUCUGGCUCACGAGCAUCACUGUCUGCGAAUCAAGAUCCUGGGAGACUGUUACUACUGCGUGUCUGGUCUACCUGAGCCCAGACCGGACCACGCCCACUGCUGCGUGGAGAUGGGACUGAGCAUGCUCAAAACCAUCAGAUACGUCCGAUCUCGUACGAAACACGACAUCGACAUGCGGAUCGGGAUCCACUCCGGCUCGGUGCUGUGCGGCGUUCUGGGACUCAGGAAGUGGCAGUUUGACGUCUGGUCCUGGGACGUGGACAUCGCCAACAAGCUGGAGUCCGGAGGCAUCCCUGGACGAAUCCACAUCUCCAAAGCCGCUCUGGAUUGUCUGAACGGCGACUACGAGGUGGAGGAGGGUCACGGCAAGGACCGCAACGACUUCCUGCGGCGCCACAACAUCGAGACGUACCUGGUCAAGCAGCCGGAGGAGAGCCUGCUCACGCUGCCGGAGGACAUCAUGAAGGAGGCGGCGAGCUCGGCCGACCGCCGGGCCAGCAGCGCCACCUUCAACGAGGCGUCCUGGAGCCCCGAGCUGCCCUUCGACAACAUCGUGGGAAACCAAAACACUCUGGCUGCCCUAACGAGAAAUUCGAUAAAUCUGCUUCCAAACCAUCUUGCACAAGCUUUGCAUGUCCACUCUGGUCCUGAGGAAAUUAACAAGCGAAUAGAGAGUGCCAUCGACUUACGGAGUGGCGAUAAGUUGAGAAGAGAGCAUAUCAAGCCUUUCUCACUGAUGUUUAAAGACUCCAGCCUGGAAGAGAAGUACUCACAGAUGAGGGACGAGGUUUUCAAGUCCAACCUGGUCUGCGCCUUCAUCGUGCUCAUCUUCAUCACAGCUAUUCAAAGCCUGCUUCCCUCUGCCAGAAUGGUGACGAUGGUGAUCCAGUUCUCGGUCCUCAUCGUUCUCCACUCCUGCCUGGUUCUGGUCACGACGGCGGAGGACUACAAGUGUCUGCCUCUGGUUCUGAGGAAAGCUUGCUGCUGGAUCAACGAGACGUACGCAGCGCGAAACGUCAUCAUCUUCGUCUCCAUCCUCAUCAACUUCCUCGCUGCAAUGAUCAACAUUCUGUGGUGCGACUUCGACAAGUCCAACACCUUCAGGAACCAGACGUACAACGAGUCUGUCUCCAUCCCGGACAUCUGCUUCUACCCAGAGUACUUCGUGUUCACGGGCGUCCUGGCCAUGGUCACCUGCGCCGUGUUCCUGCGGCUCAACUCGGUGCUGAAGCUGGCCGUGCUGCUGCUGAUGAUCGCCAUCUACUCCCUGCUGACCGAAGCCUUCUACACCUCGCUGUUUGUGCGCUACGACACCGUGCACCACAACACGGAAAACUUCCUGGGAACCAAAGAGACGUCUCUGCUGCUGAUGGCCAUGUUCCUCCUCGCCGUGUUUUACCACGGUCAGCAGCUGGAGUACACGGCCCGGCUGGACUUCCUGUGGCGCGUUCAGGCCAAGGAGGAGAUCAACGAGAUGAAGGAGCUGCGGGAACACAACGAGAACAUGCUGAGGAACAUCCUGCCCAGCCACGUGGCCCGCCACUUCCUGGAGAAGGACCGCGACAACGAGGAGCUGUACUCCCAGUCCUACGACUCGGUGGGCGUGAUGUUCGCCUCCAUCCCCGGCUUCGCCGACUUUUACUCCCAGACUGAGAUGAACAACCAGGGAGUCGAGUGUCUGCGGCUGCUCAACGAAAUCAUCGCCGACUUUGACGAGCUGCUCGGUGAAGACCGUUUCCAGGACAUCGAGAAGAUCAAGACGAUCGGCAGCACCUACAUGGCCGUCUCUGGUCUGUCGCCUGAAAAACAGCAAUGUGAAGAUAAAUGGGGUCACCUGUGUGCGCUGGCCGACUUCGCCAUCGCCCUGAACGAGAGCAUCCAGGAGAUCAACAAGCAUUCCUUCAACAACUUCGAGCUGAGGAUCGGAAUGGCCCACGGCUCGGUGGUGGCGGGCGUGAUCGGCGCCAAGAAACCGCAGUACGACAUCUGGGGGAAGACGGUGAACCUGGCCAGCCGGAUGGACAGCACCGGCGUGAGCGGCAAGAUCCAGGUUCCCGAGGAAACCUUCCUCAUCCUGAAGGAGCGAGGCUUCGCCUUCGAGUACCGCGGCGAGAUCUACGUUAAGGGCAUCAGCGAGCAGGAGGGCAAAAUCCGAACUCACUUCCUGCUGGGCCGGGUGCAGCCCAACCCGCUCAUCCUGCAGCCGCGCAAAAUCACGGGCCAGUACUCUCUGGCGGCCGUGGUGCUGGGCCUGGUGCAGUCGCUCAACCGGCAGAAGCAGAAGCAGAUUCUCAACGAGAACAACAACUCGGGCAUCAUGAAAGGCCACCACCACUACAAUCGCAGGACGUUGUUGGCGCCCGGUGGGGCCGAGGUGGGCGGCGGCCAUCAUGCCGAAGCUCCGGAUAAGACGGAUCUGUCCUGAGGCGCCCGCAGAGUUUUGGCUCCACGCUGAUUCCGUACAGGCAGAACUUCUCCGAAGGCACAGAUCCCGUCUGUGGUGGAGUUAAACCUUGGUGGGUGAAGCGUCCGAUCAUCGGUCUUCAACUCGGACCGAUGUUUGGAAACAGUAAAGCGCUAAUUGUACGUUAAACUUUGGCUGAUUUAGGGCUUUUCAGAGUCAUGAGGAGAAAAGAAAGUUUCCAUCAGAGUCGAAUGAACAUGAUCAGGUAAUCUGAUCAUUUCCUUUCAUUUAAUGAUCACCAUGAGCAGAAAUGCAUCUAGAAAACAGCAACUCUGGCAGUUGGUUGAUUCUGUGAGUUGAUGUUAUGCUGGGUUGUUGAUGCCCGUCAGUCUGGGAAGUUAUGAUGUCUGAACUCUGAGUCUGUUGUUCUUCAGAGGCAGAACCGUUAGAGGGUAAAGCAGCAACUGGUCAAUUCCUGGUUCACACAUCCAGAUUUUAACAUUUUCAAAACCCGACAGACAAAACAUGACAGUAAAAUAUCUACUGUAUUACAGGUUUGGUCGUACAGUUCAUCCAGCAACAGACAACAUUCAGAUGGGAAAUUUCUGGAAACCUCUCCGUAUCCAACGUGAGUUCAGAGUAAACAAACAUGGCCGACUAGGAAGAAGCAACGGCGACAGAUUAUGGAUUAUAUUUAGCAGAGAAUAAAACCUCUCUGACGUCCGCCGGACCUUCUGGUGCAUCAUGGCAGAUAUUUUAUCUUCGGUGUUUCCGUCGCCUCGCUCUCUGAUUGGCUGGCCGCCACAUUCAGCAGGCUGUGAACUCGUUUGACCUCUGGGAACGCCACGCGCUGCGAUAUCGGGCCCUGACGAUCCAACAUGUUGAAUAUCAACGAUUUUAGAUCAGAGCGGACCGGAUCAGUCUGAACACACGGCAGGAUUAUCGCUUAAUUAUGAUAAACAUUCGGUGAACUAAGUUUGAGAAAGGUUUAAAAAUAUUUAGUCUUUUGUCCUAAAGUGGCAACAUUUGGUAAAACUCAUACCAACCGUCCAGCAGGUGGAGCUGGUGGAGGACUGCUGGUGGCCUGGUCAGCCAUUAAAUGAACUUUGACCUCCUCUACGUACCAAUGUAACAGGAGAAUUAAAGGUGAGGUCGGUUUGACCCAAACUGGGUCAUCAGCAGGGAAAUGAGCCGACUGUUCACAGCAAGUUCACUAAAAAAGAAACUUAUCAAUCUGCCGUAACGGCCUAGUCAAAGUCCAGGACCUCACAAAGCAAAUGUGUGCAUGAGCUGCAGCUGCUGCAGUCAGACAGUUAAAGUCCUCUGAAGGUUGUUGCUGCUGAAGUCGGUUCUGUAACUUGUUCUUUUUUACAACAAACUGUUGGAGAUUUUCUUUCUCCUCACGACUUUAUUUCAUGUUUUCAGUUGAAAAUGAAUGUAAAUCAUGUUUAGUUUUAUUAAAGUAUUUCUGAUGCAAACGGCGGUUUGGACAUCCAGGAGAAGAGACUUUUAUUUUGAAGUUUUUAUCAUGAAUGUCUAAAACUGAACGUUCCUCCGCUGUGUUCACGUUCUCUACAAGCUCCGCCCACUUCGGUUUAAUCCAGCCAAUGAGGUUUGAUCUUCGUCCUGAGCAGCUCUGCUUUCUGUGAAUGUUUGUAGAACUGAAACUCAACGGAUGUGUUACUGGGAGGACUGGGAGGACUGGACGUGGCGCCCCGCCUCCGUCCUCCAGGCUGAUUAUCCGGGACUCUCCCCAACGUUCCUGCUGUCCUUCCCAUUUUUAUCUCACCUGCGUCGGACCCGUUCACACCUGACCCCUGCCCUUUGACCUUUGCCCGGUGUGUCGAUGUUUCUUUUUUGUAUUUCUUUUAUAUAAGGAACACAAUAAAAAGGGGUCUAAUUUUUUAUAGAA